UAUUGUGUUGUUGUUGUGGCCGGCAGUGGUAGCCGGCCAUCACCAGACCCCUACUGAGGGAGGGCACGAGGGCACCGUGGAGGCUUGUGGCGGCGUGUGGCAAGUGAAGCGCAUGACGACUCAUCGCAACGCACAGCACAGCCUCUGCACAGGGCACAUCACAGCACAGCGGCCCACAGUAUAGCGGGUGGAGGACGCUGUCACCGCUGCACACGACUGGGAGCCAAAGGACACUACGCAGAUUCGUAAUGGACGACGAAGGGUUUCCUUUGCUGCAGCCCGGCGCGAGGCUCCAGCCCGUCGUUGAGCGGCCGGACACUGUGGAUCAGGAGUCCGGGGAGGCGACAGGACGCAAAGUGGUAGUGCUCAGGAAUCCUCGACUCAACGCCACACACUCUGGAUUGCGCUUCCGCCGCCACGCUUUGUAUCCUUCCUCCCUCUUCCAGCCCAGUCCAAGACUCUCCCAGCGCCUCACGUUUCAUCAGGAGUUUGGUCGAGUACCCCCGCUCUGGAGUGAAGAAAAUGCCAUCUUUGCCAGACCUCUGUACCGGCUACACAGCGAUCAAAAAACAGAAUCAGGUGGAGCCGUGUCCAAAGUGCCUUUCAGAGUCCCGCAAGUUCGCCCGGAAGUGACGCCACAGAAAAUUAAUGAAGUUACCAUCACCAUAUGGAGAGAGUUCUGCCGAGGGCCGCUGGUGUACGAAGAUGUCAGCACGUCCUUUAGAGACCUGAAGGACCAGUGCUUGCUGUGGCCUCACCUGCAAGCCUUGUUCGGCGACUCUGCCGUGCUGGUGCCCCUGUGUGUCGUGUGGCUGGUGCGCACCCUCCUCGUCAUGCUCAAAGUGUUCAUUCCGUGGCUUGGUCUCCAGCUGACAUAUUUUCACUUCCUAUACGUCCACCUCAAGAUCCACGUUACGGGAGAGAAGAAAGGCGUGCGCCCUGUAUUCAUAGGCGAGGCCUGCCAAGGCCCGAUGAUCUACAGCAUCAGGCACCUGUGUUGUCCCUACUGCAGGUACACCAAGCAGUGCAAUAUCGCUCUCCGCUACUUUGAAAUACUACUUCGAGAAAGACAGGGCAUGGCCGCCAGAUAGUGCGAGGUUCAUUGGCGUUUUUGGCUGUACAGACCUUCGUUGUUUGGAGCUCACCGUGGCGUGGGGCUCAGCGGAUGUGUUGCGUGACGUGGUGGCGGGAAUGUUCCACGAUGACGUAAAGAGGCGGCGGGAGUGUCGCGGCAACACCUCGUGACGCUGAGUGUUGGUCCGGAUGUGGAGUGUCGCCGGUCGGAGAAGACCAUCAUUCGUUUCGGACCUCUCGCGUUUAUUCAGAUAAAUAGCGUGAUGGUUUCGUGGCUGUGUGGUCACUGCGUCACCUCGGCUUACAUUCAUGGCAAUGAAGCGGCGGGUGAGGGGCCGAACACCCUGAGGUGCGUGCACAAAGCUGUGCGGCACAAUCAAGGCGUGUGGAGAACACUACCCUUGCUAGACAGGAGAAGGGGAGAGCUGUUCACGCAGGUCUUUUAUUGUGAUGAAUCAUAAUUAUAUAAAUAAUGUUUAUGAAUCAUAAUUAUAUUAAUAAUGGUUAUGCCAAUCGUAUAUGUGAUAUAUUUUCCUUUUAUGAUGUAAUGUGAACAUCAAAUAUUGAGAGAGAGAGAGAGAGAGAGAGAGAGAGAGAGAGAGAGAGAGAGAGAGAGAGAGAGAGAGAGAGAGAGAGAGAGAGAGAGAGAGAGAGAGAGAGA
Molecule: messenger RNA, 1735 nt
Organism: Eriocheir sinensis (Chinese mitten crab)
Lineage: Eukaryota; Metazoa; Arthropoda; Malacostraca; Decapoda; Varunidae
Exons: 2
Coding region: 249-1091 (280 amino acids)
Source: RefSeq, a predicted model, not a curated record